AUGGGUGUCUUGAGCUGCAUGAAGUAUCUGAUGUUCAUCUUCAACGUGCUGGUGUUUUUCUUCAUCCUCGUCAGCCUUGUCUUCCUCACGCAGCUCAUUGGAGCCGUUCUCUUUCUGGUGCACUGGAAACAGGUCCAGCCCGAGCAAUUCCUGUCUGAUCUGCAGAGGAACUAUGGUGGGGAUGAGGGUGCUGAGGUCUUCUCCACAGCCUGGAACACCCUCAUGGUCACGUUCUCGUGUUGUGGUGUUUUAGGACCCGAAGACUUUGGGAAUGGCUCCCGCUUCCAGGAGCUGCACCCAGAGAUGCCAUGGCCACGGGCAUGCUGUGUCCGGGAUGGGCUUCUGCAGGCGGGAGAGGUCCUGGGCUGGGAGCAGUGCCAGGACAGAAGCCCUGGCUACAUCCAUGAGCAGGGCUGCUUCUCUACCUUCGGCAGGACCCUGCAGAGGUACAUCUCUCUCCCUGGGACCUGCAGCUUAGCCGUGCUGGGCAUUGAGAUUUUUGCCAUGUUCUUCGCCUUCUGCCUUUACUACAACUUCGACUGA
Messenger RNA from Sturnus vulgaris (Common starling), 543 nucleotides. NCBI's taxonomy places the organism in Eukaryota, Metazoa, Chordata, Aves, Passeriformes, Sturnidae. The record is from RefSeq and is a predicted model, not a curated record.